Sebastes umbrosus (honeycomb rockfish) is the source of this 5198-nucleotide messenger RNA. Its product is annotated as 1-phosphatidylinositol 4,5-bisphosphate phosphodiesterase beta-1. Gene Ontology annotation, biological process: phosphatidylinositol-mediated signaling; memory; lipid catabolic process. The transcript is spliced from 32 exons. Gene Ontology annotation, molecular function: calcium ion binding; phosphatidylinositol-4,5-bisphosphate phospholipase C activity; calmodulin binding. The record is from RefSeq and is a predicted model, not a curated record. Gene Ontology annotation, cellular component: nuclear speck; cytoplasm. Bases 243 to 3728 code for a protein of 1161 amino acids. NCBI's taxonomy places the organism in Eukaryota, Metazoa, Chordata, Actinopteri, Perciformes, Sebastidae.
GAGGGAGGGAUAAGAAAAGACAAGAGAGAGAGGAGACACAAGAGAAGGACAAAUUAAAAUAAUAGUGAAAACAAGUGACAGGACAGAAUCUGAGCAAAGGAGAAGGAUGCCGCUGCAGAUGAGCGUCUCUGCCUGACUUCUGAGGAGUUUGGGCUCCGACAUGACAGAGAUGCGGCAUCCAAGUGUCCAUCCGAGAGCCUGAGCAUCUUCCAGUUUGUGUGUUGGUGUGUGUGUGUGAAGCCAUGGCGAGCGCUCAGCCGGGGGUCCAUGCAUUGAAACUCCAGCCUCCCUCCGUCUCUCACACGCUGACGACCGGAAGCAAGUUCGUUAAAUGGGACGAGGAUCUGUCCACCGUGAAUCCGGUGGUUCUCCACGUAGAUCCACAUGGAUUUUACCUCUACUGGACCGACCAAAACAAGGAGACAGAGUUGUUGGACCUCACCCUCGUAAAAGAUGUCAGAACGGGGAGAAGCACCAAAACACCCAAGGAGGCCAAGCUGCGGGAGCUGCUGGAUAUUGGGAACCUGGUUGGCCGGCUUGAGAACCGAAUGGUUACCGUGGUUACCGCCUCAGACCCUGCGAAUGUCAACCAGCUCAACUUCAUCGCUUCACAGGAGGAAGAAGCCAAGGCGUGGUGUGAGGAAGUGUUUGCUCUGGCUUCCAACCUGCUGAGCCUCAAUCUCAACAGAGACCACAGCCUGUUGAAAGCGUAUGUUCGGUUAACUCUCCAGCCGAACGCAGAGGGGAAAAUUCCUGUCAAGAACAUCGUUCGACUGUUUUCGUCAGACAGAAAGAGAGUAGAGAACUCCCUGGAGAGCUGCCGACUGCCAUACGGACGGGGUGACAGUAUCAAACUGGAGGACUUCACGCUUGAAGUUUACAGGAGCUUUUUGGACAGUCUGUGUCCUCGUCCUGAGCUCAGCAACAUCUUUAAACUGCAAGGAUGGGACGACAGGACGCUGUCACUCGAUCAGAUGACAGAGUUCAUCAACAACAAGCAGAGAGACCCGAGGCUGAAUGAGAUCCUCUACCCGCCUCUUCGUCCUGCACAGACGCUCUCUCUGAUGGAGAGGUACCAACACGACCAGGCUCAGCUGAAGCAAGGUGUCAUCUCCCUCCAGGCGUUCUCCAGUUAUCUGUCCAGCGAUGAGAACGGAGUCAUCCCACCAGAGAAACUGGAUCAGUCUGAAGACAUGAGCUACCCUCUCUCUCACUACAUCAUCAACUCAUCACACAAUACCUACCUGACAGCGGGCCAGCUGGCGGGGAGCUCCUCGGUGGAGAUGUACCGCCAGGUUCUUCUGGCCGGAUGCCGCUGUGUGGAGUUAGACGUGUGGAAAGGACGAACUGCUGAGGAGGAACCCGUCAUCACACACGGGUUCACCAUGACGUCAGAAAUCCCUUUUAAGGAAGUGAUUGAAGCGAUCGCAGAGUGCGCCUUCAAGACGUCACCUUUCCCCGUCAUACUGUCCUUUGAGAACCACGUGGACUCUUUGAAGCAGCAGGCUAAAAUGGCUGAAUACUGUCAGUCUAUUUUCGGAGAAAGGCUGUUGAUCGACCCUCUGGACAAAUACCCUCUGGAGUCGGGCGUCCCCCUGCCCAGUCCUCAGGAGCUGAUAGGUAAAAUCCUCAUCAAGAACAAGAAAUCCCACAAACCCUCCAACAACACCGACACCAAAAGACUGACGGACCAACCUGCCAAUCAGAGCAACGAGCCGGUGUCUCCUAGCAACAACACGGGAGAGUUGGAGGCUGAGAGUGAGGAAGAGGAUGAUGAUGAAGAUGAUGAGGGUAAAAAGGGCUCAGCGGAGCGGGAGGCCGUGGCUACAGAGGAAAUGUCAACUCUGGUAAACUAUGUCCAACCAACCAAGUUCAACUCCUUCGAAGCCUCCAAGAAGGCGGCCCGCUGUUACAACAUGUCAUCUUUUGUGGAGACCAAAGCUUUGGAGCUCCUCACAAAGUCACCAGUGGAGUUUGUGGAAUAUAAUAAAUCCCAGCUGAGUCGUAUCUAUCCGAAAGGAACCAGAGUUGACUCGUCCAACUUCAUGCCACAACUCUUUUGGAACGCUGGCUGUCAGCUGGUGGCUCUCAACUACCAAACUAUAGACUUGUCCACGCAGCUGAAUCUCUUCAUGUUCGAGUACAACGGUCGGAGCGGCUACAGACUGAAACCUGAGUUCAUGAGGCGGCCAGACAAACACUUUGACCCCUUCACAGAAAACACGGUGGAUGGCAUCGUAGCCAACACGCUCUCUGUGAAGGUGAUCUCAGGCCAGUUUGUGACUGAACGGCGGGUGGGUGUCUAUGUGGAGGUGGACAUGUUUGGACUUCCUGCGGACACCAGAAGAAAAGCUCUGAAGACCAAAACCUCCCAGAACAACAACGCCGUCAACCCGGUGUGGGACGAAGAGCCGAUUGUCUUCAAAAAGGUGAUUCUUCCAACUCUGGCCUCUCUGAGAAUCGCUGCUUUUGAGGAAGGAGGGAAGUUCAUUGGUCAUCGGAUUAUUCCAGUGUCUGCCAUAAGACCAGGUUAUCGUUACAUCAGUUUGAGGAAUGAGAAGAACCAGUCUCUGAUUCUACCGGCUGUGUUCGUCCACAUCGAGGUCAAGGAUUACGUCCCAGACACCUUUGCAGAUGUGAUCGAGGCUUUGUCCAACCCUAUUCGUUAUGUCAACCUCUUGGAGCAGAGGUCCAAAGCGCUGGCGGCGCUGACUCUGGAGGACGUGGAGGAGGACACGCAGACUGAGGAUGAGGCAGACAGUUGUGCCGAGCGUAAGAACGACCUGAAAUCAGCUCCGCUGGAGAACGGGCUCAGCCCCGCCGCCGGCCCUGCAGGCCACACCCCCGUCGCCACGACGCCCAAAGCCUCCGCAGCCAAUCAGCAAGCAGCUACGACAGAAGCAGCCAAACCAGCAGCAAAGAGUGAAGAUCUGGUUCAAAGUGUUUUGAUAGAUGUUGAAGUGUGCGCCGUGGAGAGUCUGCGUCAGUCAAAGGUUUUCCAGAAGGAGCAGAGACGUCAGUUUAAAGAGCUGAAGGAGUUGGUGAGGAGGCACCAGAAGAAAACCUCCGAGCUCCUGCGAGAGUUCAACAACAAGUACAAGAAGAUGGCCAGACAGUGCAGCAAGAGCAGGGGUUCGUGUUCGGACUCUGAGAAAGACGAGCGUCUCCAGCAGCUGAGAGACGAGCAGCAGCAGCAGCUUCUGGCUCUGAGGCAGGAACAGUACUACAGUCAGAAAUAUCUACAGAAAGAACACAUUAAAAUGCUGACGGAGCGACUGAGCAGUCUGGCUGAGGAGAGUCACAACACCCAGAUGAAGAAACUCAAAGACAUCUGUGACAAGGAGAAAAAAGAGUUGAAGAGGCUGAUGGAUCGAAGGAGAACAGAGAAGAUCAACCAAGCAAAGACCAAAGAGAAACAUCUGGCUGAAGAGGAGAAGAUGGAGAUCAAUAAGUCCUACGUCAAUGAAGUGGUCCAGAACAUAAAACGGCUUGAGGAGACUCAAACAAAGCGUCACGAUCAGCUGGUGGAGCAGCACAAUGAGCUCACGCAGGAGAUACAAGACCAGAAACCAAAGCUGCAAGCGGCCGUGGAGGCGGAGUUUCAGGAGAAGUUCCAGUGUUUGCCCGGAGAGAUUGAAGACUUCCUGCAGGACAGGAAGACGGAGGUCAGAGGUCACAGCAAGUCCCGACCGUCGACCCCACACGAGCCUCUGUCAGAGGAGGACUGAAGAAGAAGAAAAAUGUGUUGAGGAGUGAAGAAGAAGAAGAAGAAGAGUCGACGAAUCGUCAGAAGCAGAGCGGAGUGAAUCAGGAUCAAAACAGGAGGAAGUAAGAGGGGAGGCGUUGGUGAGAGGAGAUGUCACGUUUAUAAAGACUGUUACUUUUCUUUUUAAUGGAAGAAUGCUUUAAUGAUUUAUUUUUUAAUUCCAUUCAAGCAUGCACUUUGCAAUCAGAACCCGUUUAGUCUUAUUUACCGACAUCUACCGUUAUCUACCUAUCUCUCUAUCCAUCUAUCUAUCUACUUACCUAUCUAUCUAUCUCUCCAUCUAUCUCUCCAUCUAUCUAUCUAUCUAUCUAUCUACUUACCUAUCUAUCUAUCUCUCCAUCUAUCUAUCUAUCUAUCUAUAUCUAUCUGACAGUUUGUGCAGUGAACAUACUAUUUUAUAUGCACAUGGAGAGACGUUCGAUCACUUGAGCGGUGUUCAACAAAUUCCAAGCAGCUAUUUUAUCUCCUUAUUAGUCAGCCAGCCGUCGUCGUCGCCAUGAUGACUACUAUAAAGAUCUGAAUCAAUAACUGCAAUAAUAGCUAUACACCUAUAAAGAGCAGCUGGAGGUUAUUUUACUUCGGUGGUGGUAAACGAAUGAGAGAAAAUAAAUUACACAAUUAGAAAUAAUGUUGGAUACUAUUAUAACAACACAGGAUGAUGUGCACAGCCGCGGAAGACAACACACUCACACACACACGCACACACACACACACACACCACAGCAUAAUGUGAAUACUUUACUGUUUACUUUUCAGAAUAUGGGAAAAUACAAACACACAUACAAUGGUUUUACUUCCAUGGUUUUAUGUUACAUCAAUGCAUCUAAUGUCAUGUGAUAUAUCAAGAGCAUAUUAUUGGACCGUUUUUGUUCCUCAGGUCGCUGGUUCCCAACCCGGGGGUCCCGACCCCACUAGGGGUCACGAGGCUUUCUUGAUUUUACAGGGUGUAAGACAAUUUUUUAAAUAUUUACAGUUUCUAUUAGGGUUGUCACAAUAUCGGACUUUCACAGCACGAUUAAAAGAACGAUAUUAUCGCGAUAACUAAAAAUGUUAAAAUAUUUUUUUUACUUCUAUGAGUCAAAUUAAUCUUAAAUUUUGUUCAUUGUGCGUUUUGUCUCUUUUUUUGAAAAAUUAAUAGCACUCAAACUGUGAUCGUAGGGAGGUGGAAAGAGAGAGAGGUGCUGGAUUAUUUACACGUUUAUUAACAUGACUAAAGCCGGGUUUCCACCAAAACUUCCCAGGACUUUUAGACCUUGGAACUACUUCCAUCACUGUUUUUAUUGUGCUUUUAACAAUUGAAACCUGCAAAUCACAAAUCUCUCUCUCAUAUAAAGUACAAGAAUUAUAAUUAUACAUUGUUUAUAAACAAUCUGUCAUAUAAUACCAAUUUACAGUUCACAGAAGAGUGUGUUACCUUACCAACAGAAAACAA